Messenger RNA from Hypanus sabinus (Atlantic stingray), 779 nucleotides. Its product is annotated as regulator of cell cycle RGCC-like. The transcript has 5 exons. The record is from RefSeq and is a predicted model, not a curated record. NCBI's taxonomy places the organism in Eukaryota, Metazoa, Chordata, Chondrichthyes, Myliobatiformes, Dasyatidae. The coding region runs from base 29 to 373 and encodes 114 amino acids. Gene Ontology annotation, biological process: regulation of cell cycle.
UGUGAGAAGUACAGCGGGAUUUGGCAUCAUGAGUUCAUUCGACACAGGCAAAUCCGUGUGGGACGAGGUGGAAUUCGACGCUGUUCUCAAUGAGUUCAAUGUGAUCAUUGAUGAUCUCUCUUGCUCUGCAAAAGCUGGUGCUCAGUAUGAGGAGCACUUGAAUCAAAUGAAAAGGAUGUGUGCGACUAGUGCUGCGGAUAGUGGAAUUGAUGACCCAGAAAGCACGGGAUCAUCUGCAAGCAGCAGCUUAAACUGCAGUGUCGAGAAGCUGAACUCCAUAGACACAACAACAAGCAAAGCUAAACUUGGAGACACAAAAGAUCUGGAGGAUUUGAUUGCCGACCUGGAUCAGACGUUAGCAGAGAUGAUGUAGCCAUUGCUGAGAUGCACCAUUGGCCUUCUGCAAGGAAACAUAAGAAAAUUGUAUCAGACCAGAUUCAAACUCAGUGAAGCUUGGCACAAAGUACUUCAACAUUUGCUUGCAAAACCGAAAUGUGUAUGGGUGAAACUGUUUAUCGGAAGCUGCAGAAUUGUGCAGACGAGCAACCUGCACAGGAAGGAAGUGCCUUUUAAAAGCUGACAUACUGUAAUCCAAGUCACUUCUGUUGUUGCAAACCACCUUUGUUUAAUGUUGAAAGUAAUGUCAAAGUUUGCACUUGUGAAACUUAACACAUUUAUCCUUAUCUCAAAACUUCUAAUGUGCAAACUUUUGUGUACAUUUUGUAAAAUAUAUUUAUUUACUUGAAAUUAAUAAACUACCAGAACUCAACAUUUUACUU